Girardinichthys multiradiatus is the source of this 5296-nucleotide messenger RNA. RefSeq names its product ATPase phospholipid transporting 8A2 (gene atp8a2). The record is from RefSeq and is a predicted model, not a curated record. Gene Ontology annotation, molecular function: magnesium ion binding; ATP hydrolysis activity; ATPase-coupled intramembrane lipid carrier activity. The transcript is spliced from 37 exons. Bases 366 to 4040 code for a protein of 1224 amino acids. Gene Ontology annotation, biological process: phospholipid translocation; neuron development. Gene Ontology annotation, cellular component: plasma membrane. NCBI's taxonomy places the organism in Eukaryota, Metazoa, Chordata, Actinopteri, Cyprinodontiformes, Goodeidae.
CCCAGUUCAUCUGUAUGUUUAAUGAUAUUCCAUUCUGGAAAGCAAAAUUACAUUUGGCACCUUCAACAGGAACCUGUUCAGUUUAGUGUUUUAUUUUGAAAGAAUCCACCGGAUGUGUGGUAAUCUUAUUUCAAUGUAAUUUACGCUGUUUGGAGCUGUCCCUUCACCGUGUCCUCGGCGGUCCAGCAGUAGAGAAACGAUGAUUGGCGAGCAGCUCCAGCAGCAGGAGGAUCAGCGGCAGGUGAGGUGGACUCAGCCCGGUCCCAGGGCGGCUCUCCCCGGCUCUGUUGGUGGGCCGUGAGCAUGUUACCGCUCCGGCCUCCUCCUCGUCCCUGCCACACCGACUGUCAUUCCCCUCUAACAAGAUGUAUUUCAACCGGAGAGGCAAGAAGAUCCACAGUGAGGGAGAGCAGUUAGUGUUGACCACCAUUAGACAGGAGGCUUCUGAACCCCAAGACCCAGGCCAGGGCGCCAGCGCUACCAUGCGUGCUCGCCUCGCAGACAGGUUUGACAAAACCUCACCUCUCUCCCAUCAAUCCAACGGCGCAGGACCCUCUGGCUCGUCCGCCGGGUAUCGCAAGGCGGAUGACGAGAUGUCCGGGACCACUUCCCAGGCGGAUCCCGUAGACGCCACGGCGCGGACGGUGAUCCUCAACCGGCCCCAAAACACCAAGUUCUGCGACAACCACGUGAGUACCACCAAAUAUGGGAUUUUGACCUUUCUGCCCCGGUUCCUCUAUGAGCAGAUCAGACGGGCGGCCAACGCCUUCUUCCUGUUCAUCGCACUUAUGCAGCAAAUCCCCGAUGUAUCACCGACCGGUCGCUACACCACCCUGGUGCCACUUAUCUUCAUCCUCACUGUGGCGGGAAUUAAAGAAAUCAUAGAGGACUAUAAAAGACACAAAGCGGACAACACGGUGAACAAGAAGAAGACGACAGUGCUGCGGAGCGGAGCUUGGCAGACGAUCAUCUGGAAGCAGGUGGCAGUAGGAGACCUAGUGAAGGUGACCAAUGGCCAGCAUCUUCCGGCUGACAUGGUUAUAUUGUCCUCCAGCGAGCCACAGGCCAUGUGCUACAUUGAAACCUCUAACCUGGAUGGAGAAACCAACCUGAAGAUCAGACAGGGUCUUUCCCAGACAGCCGGUUUUCAGACCCUGGACGAUCUGAUGGCACUGUCGGGUCAUUUGGACUGUGAAGGUCCCAACAGACACCUGUAUGACUUCACAGGCACUCUGCGCCUGGUGAACCAGAAUCCAGCUUCUCUGGGUCCGGACCAAGUGUUGCUGCGUGGAGCCCAGCUCAGGAACACACAAUGGGUUGUGGGAAUCGUGGUGUAUACCGGCCAUGACUCUAAACUAAUGCAGAACUCAACCAAGGUGCCGCUGAAGCGCUCGAAUGUGGAGCGGGUAACCAACAUGCAGAUCCUGGUCCUUUUCGGCAUCCUGUUGGUCAUGGCGUUGGUCAGCUCUGUGGGUGCCGCUAUCUGGAACAGGGAGCACACGGACGACGCCUGCUGGUACCUGUCACGGGCCGGUGACAUCUCCCUUAACUUUGCAUAUAACCUGCUGACGUUCAUUAUCCUCUACAACAACCUGAUCCCCAUCAGCCUGCUAGUUACUCUGGAGGUGGUGAAGUUCACACAGGCCCUCUUCAUCAACUGGGAUGUUGAGAUGUAUUACGCGGAGACAGACACGCCGGCCAUGGCUCGAACAUCUAAUCUCAACGAAGAACUGGGCCAGGUGAAAUACCUUUUUUCUGACAAGACGGGAACGCUCACGUGUAAUGUCAUGCACUUUAAGAAGUGUACUAUCGCAGGAAUCACAUAUGGCCACUUCCCUGAUCUUGACUGUGAUCGCUCAUUGGAGGACUUCAGCAACCUGCCGUCCAACAGCCAUAACUCUACAGAGUUUGACGACCCAAGUCUCAUUCAAAACAUUGAAAAAAAUCAUCCAACAUCACCUCAGAUCUGCGAGUUCCUGACCAUGAUGGCAGUGUGCCACACUGUCGUACCAGAGAGGGAGGACAACCAGAUCAUUUACCAGGCAUCCUCACCAGACGAAGGAGCGCUGGUCAAAGCUGCCAAAGGACUAGGCUUCGUCUUCACAGCCAGGACCCCUCAUUCGGUCAUCAUCGAUGCUAGAGGAAAGGAGAUGACGUAUGAACUACUGAACGUGCUGGAGUUCUCCAGUACUCGCAAACGCAUGUCCGUGGUGGUCAGAACGCCCACUGGGAAGCUGCGGCUUUACUGCAAAGGAGCUGAUAAUGUCAUCUUUGAACGACUAACGGAAGCAUCUCAGUACAAAGAUCUAACCAUCGCUCAUCUGGAGCAGUUUGCUACUGAAGGCCUGAGGACGCUCUGUUUUGCGUAUGUGGACCUGGAAGAAGACGCCUAUCAGGAGUGGUUGAAAGAAUAUAAUCGUGUCAGCACUGAACUCAAAGAUCGCACUCAGAAACUAGAAGAGUGUUAUGAAAAACUGGAAAAGAACUUAAUGCUGCUUGGAGCCACAGCCAUAGAGGACCGUCUCCAGGCCGGCGUCCCAGACACGAUUGCCACGUUGAUGAGGGCCGGUAUCAAGAUCUGGGUGCUCACUGGAGACAAGCAAGAGACCGCCAUUAAUAUAGGUUACUCCUGUCGCCUGGUGACACACGGCAUGUCCCUCAUCAUUGUCAACGAGGACUCUCUUGAUGCCACUCGUGCCACCCUCACCGCUCACUGUUCCUCCCUGGGCGACUCUCUGAGAAAAGAAAACGAGCUUGCUCUGAUCAUCGAUGGUCAAACCCUUAAAUACGCCCUGUCCUUCGAGCUCCGGCAGGCCUUCCUCGACUUGGCGCUGUCCUGCAAAGCUGUAAUCUGCUGCCGAGUGUCUCCGCUGCAGAAGUCAGAGAUUGUGGACAUGGUGAAAAAGCACGUUAAAGCCAUCACUCUGGCAAUAGGUGAUGGUGCGAAUGAUGUGGGCAUGAUUCAGACGGCUCACGUCGGAGUGGGAAUCAGCGGCAACGAGGGCAUGCAGGCCACCAACUCCUCCGACUACUCCAUCGCACAGUUCUCCUACUUGGAAAAGCUCCUGCUGGUCCACGGGGCGUGGAGCUACAACCGCGUCACAAAAUGCAUCCUCUACUGUUUCUAUAAGAAUGUGGUCCUCUACAUUAUAGAGCUAUGGUUUGCCUUUGUGAACGGCUUCUCCGGUCAGAUCCUUUUUGAGCGCUGGUGUAUAGGCCUCUACAACGUGAUAUUCACCGCGCUGCCCCCUUUCACUUUGGGGAUCUUUGAUCGGCCAUGCAGCCAGCAGAACAUGCUCCGCUUCCCGCAGCUCUACAGGAUAACCCAGAAUGCCGAGGGCUUCAACACCAAGGUGUUUUGGGGACACUGUAUCAAUGCACUGAUUCAUUCAAUUAUCCUCUUCUGGUUUCCUCUCAAAAUGUUAGAGCAUGAUUCCCCGUUCAGUAACGGCCAGGGAAACGACUACCUGUUUGCAGGAAAUAUGGUCUACACGUAUGUGGUCGUUACAGUUUGUCUAAAAGCUGGAAUGGAGACCACCGCUUGGACCAGGUUUUCCCACCUGGCUGUAUGGGGAAGCAUGGUUCUCUGGAUGGUCUUCUUUGCCGUCUACUCCGUGUUCUGGCCCGCCAUCCCAAUUGCCCCCGACAUGCUGGGCCAGGCUGGUAAAGUGAUGCAGUGCUGGCACUUCUGGCUGGGCCUGGUCCUGGUGCCCACCGCGUGUUUACUCAAAGAUUUUGCAUGGGCAGCCACACGUCGUACUUUGAGGAAGUCUCUGCUGGAGGAGGUGCAGGAGUUGGAGGCGCGGGCCGUUGACCCGGGAGCCGCAGUGCUCAGGGACUCCAGCGGCCGCAGUCUAAACGAACGAGCCCAUCUGCUGACAAGAGUAUUUAGGAAAACACCUUCAAGUGUUGGACGCUCCAACUCGGUGCAGCAGACGGUUUCACAUGGCUACGCCUUCUCUCAGGAGGAGCACGGUGUGGUGUCCCAGUCCCAGGUAGUUCGGUCCUAUGACACCACCCGCCAGCGCCCCAGCCUCUAGCCACCUCCACCCAACCCAAUCGAGGCUUUGGCUCAACGUAGCAACCGUUGUCAUAACGACAGUGAGAUGAACUUGAGAGCCACCCUCUAACGCCUUGGUGACUGGCCUAUGCUGUGGCCUUACCAAGACAAUGAUGUGACCUCCCUGUCACAUGGGGUGGGAUGGUCAUUGGCGGGUUGGGGGGGGGGGGUAGGGUGCGGGCUAUGUCUGGUUUUCGGAGGACUGGAUCAGAUAAAGGGACCAGUCUAAUUACUGAACAAACUCCUAAAAAAGCUGCACAGGCAUGAGCGAACCGUAUUCCAGACAUGCCAAGUCAAACUCAGAGACUGCUACUUGUACGUGUAUACACCUUGGACCGCUUCACGCCACUGUGUGUUGACGUGUGUGUGCGUGCGCCUGUUUCAGUUCGUCUGUGUCUGCCUGUGCAUGUAUGUCUGCACACCAUGUCGCUGUGCGUGUUUGCAUGUGUUGUCUACGUGUGUUCGCUUCGACGGUUACAGUUCAUCUCCAGCAAGGAGGAAUCUGCACACCUGUCGUUACGCACCGAUGCAGAGACGGAUGUCAGAAUGAUAGAGCACAGGGUAAAUUCCUUGUUAAAAACAGAAGGGAGCUCCACACCACAGCUACACUCCCAGUUUUGGAUCCAUGGCAGCACCAAGCUUCACUGCCAAACACCACAGAGACGCAGCUCCUACCCCCUCUGAGACCUUCUCUUGUUUAUUUCUUCCUUGCUCUUAUCUCUUCAUCUCAUUACACUUCUGCAGCCGCCAUGUUCUUUUUCUUCUCAACUGCCUUUAGUUCUGUUCAACCUCGUCUAACGCCAUCACCUGAUGUAGAAGCAGCAUGCCUGUUUUUAACGUUUCCCCUUCCAUUUCUGUUGGGAUAUCUGCUCUUACCUAACAUUUUAUGUUUAUUUUUUUUUUUUAUUAAAGUGGACAUUCAUGUGCAUGCAUUUGUAUUUUGUUUCUUCUGAUGUAUGUUUUUGUACUCAUAAAUGGAGGGACACCCGGUAAUACCCGGGGGAAUAUUUUACUUGAACUACUACUAAUAGGCGUCCAAAACGGCAAGGGAUUUGGAUUGAGGACACUUGCAUGAAUCAUGUGUUUCUCUGCUCUCUGUGAAUGUCCAUUGUCUGUGUGCUCUGUGUUGAGGACACCUCUUCAGGAAUGCAAGACUGAAGGGUUGGUGUGGGUGGGCUCUGAGGAGGGGUGUCCAUCCAAGUCCUAAUCAUUAAAUCUAAUCUAUCCAUGGCCCGA